GAACAACAUCACAGCAGCCUCGUGCAAUAAUUGUUUAUGCAUGAGUCAGUCAAGGGUUUCUGCCUGUUCGGGGAGCCAAUGUAACAGCCAUUAUAGAAUCUGAAGGUGGGCAUCAGGUAAUUUUGGAACUCUGAGACAAUGGUGCAGGUACUGAUACUAUCAAAAAUGAUGGCAUCUACUCAAGAUAUUUUACAGAAUACCAUGAAAAUGGUAGAUACAGCUUAUAAGUAUGUGUGCCGAGCAAGAAAAAACACAGCGAGGAUAAGUUUAAGACAACAGAACCAAGCUCUGUAUAUACCAGGCUACACAGAAAAUGGUCAAAUCAUACUGAACCCACCCAGACCUGAAGUCAAAGAGGACACAGCAGAAGCUGAAGUAGAAGACUUCAGCAGACAAACCUCUGGAGAGUCAUUUACUAUAUCAGGAGUUCCUCCUGCUGAUAAUCACACUCAGGUGUUCCCACCCAGUAAAAUUAUAGACCUCGAGGCUAACCUGGAAGAAGAUCAUAUUCAACUCUCAUGGACUGCCCCUGGCAAUGUCCUUGAUAAAAGAAGGAAGUUUGAUAUUACAUUUUAA
Molecule: messenger RNA, 576 nt
Organism: Phyllostomus discolor (pale spear-nosed bat)
Lineage: Eukaryota; Metazoa; Chordata; Mammalia; Chiroptera; Phyllostomidae
Product: calcium-activated chloride channel regulator 1-like
Exons: 3
Coding region: 139-576 (145 amino acids)
Source: RefSeq, a predicted model, not a curated record